This is a messenger RNA of Drosophila yakuba, 2886 nucleotides long. It is a transcript of the gene Cyp6v1, whose product is annotated as probable cytochrome P450 6v1. Gene Ontology annotation, molecular function: monooxygenase activity; iron ion binding; oxidoreductase activity, acting on paired donors, with incorporation or reduction of molecular oxygen. Bases 1183 to 2745 code for a protein of 520 amino acids. NCBI's taxonomy places the organism in Eukaryota, Metazoa, Arthropoda, Insecta, Diptera, Drosophilidae. The record is from RefSeq and is a predicted model, not a curated record. The transcript has 3 exons. Gene Ontology annotation, biological process: insecticide catabolic process; response to DDT.
AAGCGUCGCUUGGAGGAGCUAGCUAGCGAUUUUAUUUAUAUUUUUAGACUUAUUUUUUGUAAUUCGCUAUUUGUAAUUUGUAUUCGCGGUUUUUCGCAUUUCUUUUGCAACUUUGGUCUCUCCCUCUCUCUUUGUCUUUCUGCGUUUUGCUCUUCUUCUUCCCGUUCGGCGUGGCUGUUUCUUCUUCUUUCGCCUCUUCCAUUUGUUGUUGACGUCGCGUUGUUGUGCAUUUAAUUCUUCAUUGUGGUAUUUUUUUAGUCACUUUUUUUUACAUUUUUUUUGUAGUUGUCGUUUUAAAUGUGAUAUAAUUAGUUAAGUAUUUAUUUAUAAAACACGCGACGCCGAGAAAAGCAUGAAAGCCCGAUAAAGGGAAAUUGAGGAUUGCUAACCAAACAACAACUACAACGAUAGGCAAAAAAGAGAGCAACGAAAAGGAGCUGCAAAAACAACAAAGGCAAAGAGAAUCAACAAAUAACGGCAAAGCCCAAUGCGGAGGAGCGGCAGAAACGAUAAGAAAAAAAGUAAAGCAAAAGCUGAAACAGAAACAGAAACAACCAACAAACAACGGAAAAUGCCAAAUAUCAUUAAAGCGCCCAGAUAAAAUACACUUUGUUAACCCAUAUUCAAAAGUCUACUAAAUAAAUUGGAAAUAAAUGUUAAAGACAGACUAUCGGACGAUCUUCAAAGAAGAAAUAUUGCUGGGAAACUGAAACGAUCCUUAGAGAAAAAAAGCAGCGAAGCUUAAAAGGAUUUUCAACAGAAGUUAGAAAGGAAUCGAUGAAUUUAAGAUCUCUGAGCAACUAAAAAGUACAUCAGAAAUACGAAAAAAUCAAAGCAUCAUUACAAAGAAAAUACAAUUGAAUUUGCACCUAAUAAACAAACUAAUAACCAUCUUAUUCUUCAAUUGAAAUGUGUAUAUCAAAUCAAAGAACAAUUAAAGAUAAUAGUUAAAGCAAUCAACUUUUACAACAUAGGAAGUUAACUACGAUCGUAAAUCAACCACAACCUCCAGAGGCAUUGCAUCUUACAACAAACAGGCGAUCAAAACAAAAGCGAAAAGGCCACAACUGCUGGAACGCUCCCCGCAACAAAAGCUCUAAGAUCGGCCAAUCCAAGGCACUAUCCGGCUAUCCCUACAGGAUUCAUCCGCCGCUGGACCUGACGUCAGAUCCCGAAUCCGACAUGGUGUACUCCACAAACAUCCUGCUGGCGAUCGUGACGAUCCUGACGGGCGUGUUCAUCUGGUCGCGGCGCACCUACGUCUAUUGGCAGCGCCGGCGAGUGAAGUUCGUCCAGCCGACCCACCUGCUGGGCAACCUGAGCCGGGUGCUGCGACUGGAGGAGUCAUUUGCGCUGCAGUUGCGCCGCUUCUACUUCGACGAGCGGUUCCGCAACGAGCCCGUCGUGGGAAUCUAUCUAUUCCACCAGCCAGCCCUGCUCAUCCGCGAUCUCCAGCUGGUGCGCACCGUCCUGGUCGAGGAUUUCGUCAGCUUCUCCAACCGAUUCGCCAAGUGCGACGGGCGCAGCGACAAAAUGGGCGCCUUAUCGCUAUUUUUGGCCAAACAACCCGAGUGGCGCGAGAUCCGCACCCGUUUAGCACCCGCCUUCGCCGGCGCCAAGCUGAAACAGAUGUUCUCGCUGAUGGAGGAGAUCGGCUGCGACUUGGAUUGGUAUCUGAAGCGUCUGACUCGAGAUCUUAGACGCGGUGACGCGGAGCGAGGAGCGAUUGUGAGCAUCAAGGACGUGUGUGAUCUGUACAACACCGACAUGAUAGCCAGCAUUGCGUUCGGACUGAGAUCCUACAGCCUGAGGAACACGCAAUCGGAGAUCGGCUCACAUUGUCAGGACCUGUUUCGGCCGAAUGUGCGUCGAGUAAUCGACUUGUUUGUGAUCUUUUACCUGCCAAAACUGGUGCCGCUGCUGCGGCCAAAACUUUUCACGGAGCCGCAUGCGGAAUUCCUGCGCCGAGUCAUCCAGCUGGUGAUCGAGGAGCGGGAGCGUGGCGGCGAUCUUCGCAACGAUCUCAUCGAGAUGCUGCUGACGCUCAAGAAGGAGGCGGAUCUGCAGCAGGACAAGACGCACUUUACGCACCAUCGCGACUUUUUAGCCGCCCAGGCGGCAUCCUUUGAGGUAGCCGGCAUUGAGACCUGCUCGGCGAGCAUGUCCUUUGCCCUCUACGAGUUGGCCAAACAACCCCUGAUGCAGUCGCGCCUGCGCCGCGAAAUACGUGAGGCUUUCGCCGACAAUCCCAAUGGCAGGCUCACCUACGAGGCCGUCGCCCGCAUGGAGUUCCUCGACAUGGUCGUGGAGGAGACUCUGCGCAAGUACCCAAUCGUGCCGCUCUUGGAGCGCGAAUGCACGCCGAUCAACAAGAAGCGCUUCUACUCGCUGAGGCCACAUGCCGAGUGCUACGCCCGCCGUGGGAUGCCCGUGUUCAUAUCCAACCUGGCCAUUCAUCACGAUCCCAAGUACUGGCCGGACCCGGACCGUUUCGACCCGGAGCGCUUCAGUGCGGCGAACAAGGCGCUGCAGGCGCCCAUGUCCUACAUGCCCUUUGGGGCGGGACCGCACAAUUGCAUCGGAAUGCAAAUCGGACUGCUGCAGAUAAAGCUGGGCCUCGUUUACUUCUUGCACCGACACCGCGUCGAGAUUUGCGACCGCACCGUGGAGCGGAUUCAAUUCGACGCCAAGUUCGCGCUGCUGGCCAGUGAGCAACGCAUUUACCUCAAGGUCGACUGCUUAUAGCCGCCGAUCCCAUCCAAUAUCAGUAGCAUUACGCUAUGGGUUCGUGGCGGGCGGGAGCAGAGUCGCCAUCGUCAUUGUUUUUGUAAAUAUUUUGGCCUGCCUCAAAUAAACUGUGCUACGAUCUUUUUUUCUAAACAUUAA